This is a messenger RNA of Brassica oleracea var. oleracea, 1467 nucleotides long. Its product is annotated as CBS domain-containing protein CBSX5. The transcript has 2 exons. The coding region runs from base 139 to 1299 and encodes 386 amino acids. NCBI's taxonomy places the organism in Eukaryota, Viridiplantae, Streptophyta, Magnoliopsida, Brassicales, Brassicaceae. The record is from RefSeq and is a predicted model, not a curated record.
GAUGAGGUGGUCUAUGUUUCACUUACAUCGUACUACCCAUCUUUUUUCUUUAUAAGUCCCCUCCACUCUCUUUAUCUCUGUGUCCAUCAUCAUACUUUCUAGAGACUUCUUCUUCUUCUUAUCUUUCCUUGAUUUUUGAUGGCACUGUCUCUUCUCUCAUACGACGUUACUGACCUCUGUCUCGGCAAGCCUCCUCUCCGUUGCCUCUCCGCCUCUUCCUCCUCCGUAUCCGACGCCAUCGCUGCCCUCAAAUCCUCUGAAGAUCCUUUCCUCUCCGUCUGGGACUGCAAUCACGACCAUGAUGAUGUGGCAGAGUGCGAGUGUCUGGGAAAGAUAUCAAUGACUGACGUCAUCUGCCAUUUGUCCAAAGACGAAGUCCACACACUCUCUGCGUUGAACUCACCUGUCUCUGUUCUUCUCCCGCCAACUCGCGCCCUCGUCCUCCAUGUUCAACCCUCCUGCAGCUUAGUUGAAGCCAUUGAUCUGAUAAUCCAAGGAGCACAUAAUCUGAUUGUCCCGAUCCAGACAAAGACCAACACCAAGAAGAGACAGCAAAACGACAACGUUUCACACACCACCACCACCCACUCGAACGGACAAAGAUUCUGCUGGAUCACACAAGAAGAUAUCGUACGCUUCCUCCUCGGGUGCAUCGCCGCGUUCUCCCCUCUACCUUCGAUGUCAAUCUCCGAUCUCGGCAUCAUCAACAGCUCACACGCAAUUCUCGCCGUCGACCACAACUCCUCAGCCUCCGCCGUCGUCGCCGCCAUCUCCCGCGCUCUCGCCGACCAAACCUCCGUCGCAGUGGUCGACAACGAAGGAGAUGACUCAAUGAUGUACCUGAUCGGAGAAAUCUCUCCGAUGACGCUAACUUGCUGCGACGAGACAGCUGCGGCGGCGGUGGCGACGCUCUCCGCCGGGUACUUGAUGGAGUACUUAGACAGUGUGAAUCCGCCGGAGAGUCUCGUCCAGGAAGUGAGAGACCGUCUGGAGAGCAAAGGACAGAUGGGUUUGCUCUCGCUUUUGGAUUCUCUCUCGCUCUCGUCGUCGCCGACGUCGGGGUACUCUUCGGAUGAAGAGUCUCCGGCGAGGUCGUUUGGGAGGUCGAUGAGUAUAUCGACGAGAAUGGCGAGGAAGGCGGAGGCGGUAGUGUGUAAUCCGAAGAGCUCGUUGAUGGCGGUGAUGAUUCAGGCGAUUACUCACCGUACGAACUACACGUGGGUGAUUGACAAGGAUGGCUGUUUUGUUGGCAUGGUUACUUUUGUUGAUAUCUUAAAAGUUUUUAGGAAAUUUUUGUAGAAUAUCUUUUUUUUUGUGCUUUUUUUGUCUAUUACUAAAACCCAACAAAAAAACAGUAAAAUUGUGUUGUUAAGGGUUUUUUGGUUGUGUGUGUGCGUGUGUGUGGAUGAGGGUGUUUGGACUUUGCUAUUAAUUUAAAAAGGAACAAAAUAUUUUCGUUUGUUUAAA